AUGAGCAAGUCGAGCCAUGAUAGAGCUCAUGAAAUCUGUGGUGAUGGGCGGUGCGGCUUCGGGCGUUGGGGUUGGUUCACCGCCUGGAGCGCCGAGGGUGGCGUCGUUUUGAACCAUGUAGAUCUAGAACACAACCACACCUCUCCGAUCAUCAGAGUAGCCGACCUUGGCUGCGCCACUGGCUCCAACACUUUCGAUACUGUUGAUAUUGUGGUUGAGACGUUACGACGGCGAUACACGGCGGUGUACGGUGGUGUGUCACCGGAGUUUGAGGCUUUCUUUUGUGAUUUGCCUUGUAAUGACUUCAACAUGUUGUUUAGAUUGUUGACAGAGAAACAGAAAGUUGCUUCGUCCAAAUAUUUCGCCGGCGGUGUCGCUGGCUCGUUCUAUGAUCGGCUGUUUCCAAGAGGAACUAUCCAUGUCGCCGUGAGCUUAAGUGCUUUACAUUGGCUCUCUCAGAUACCGGAGAAAGUAUUGGAGAAAGGAUCAAGAACGUGGAACAAAGGGAAAACGUGGGUCGAAGGAGCGAAGAAAGAAGUGGUUGAUGCAUACGCAGAGCAAUCAGACAAAGACCUGGAUGAUUUCUUGAAGUGUCAGAAAGCAGAAAUGGUGAAAGGAGGAGUAUUGUUUGUGUUAAUGACUGAUCGUCCUUCAGGCUCAAGUAGUCAAUUUGUGUAA
Brassica oleracea var. oleracea is the source of this 678-nucleotide messenger RNA. Its product is annotated as gibberellic acid methyltransferase 2-like. The transcript has 3 exons. The record is from RefSeq and is a predicted model, not a curated record. Gene Ontology annotation, biological process: methylation. Gene Ontology annotation, molecular function: S-adenosylmethionine-dependent methyltransferase activity. Bases 1 to 678 code for a protein of 225 amino acids. NCBI's taxonomy places the organism in Eukaryota, Viridiplantae, Streptophyta, Magnoliopsida, Brassicales, Brassicaceae.